This is a messenger RNA of Klebsormidium nitens, 1080 nucleotides long. The record is from the annotation of a GenBank genome assembly. Lineage: Eukaryota; Viridiplantae; Streptophyta; Klebsormidiophyceae; Klebsormidiales; Klebsormidiaceae.
AUGCCUCGCUCGGUGGCGUCGUUCCGUGCUAGGCUCUCCACGUCUGCGAUGCGGAUGUCGGCUCUUUUCGGGGCGGUGUGUAUGAUAAGAGAGACGCCGAUGGGGAGCAUGGAGGGCGGAAAGGGCAUCUUCGAGGACGACCCGCAGCGGUACACGGUCUUUCCGAUCAGGUAUCCGGAUCUGUGGCGCUUCUAUAAGCAGGCGGUGGCCGGCUUUUGGACCCCGGAGGAGGUGGACCUGAGCUGCGACGACUGGAACAGCCUGAGCGAGGCGGAGAAGCGGUUCGUCAAGAACAUACUGGCCUUCUUCGCCACGGCGGACGGGAUCGUGGUGGAGAAUCUCGCGCUGCGCUUCUCCAAAGAGGUCGGGGCUAUGGAGGCGCGGAUGUUCUACCACUUUCAGGCCGCUAUGGAGAACAUACACGGGGAGACGUACGGGAUCUUGCUGGACCACUACGUCGACGACGAGGACGAGAAGGCGGCGUUGUUCGAGGCGAUCACGACGGUACCGUGCAUCGCCAAGAAGGCGGAGUGGGCGCUCAGGUACAUAAGCGACGACUCGAGCUUCGCGACGCGGCUGGUAGCGUUCGCGUGCGUGGAGGGCAUCUUCUUCUCCGCCAGCUUCUGCGCCAUCUUCUGGCUCAAGAAGAGGGGCAUGCUCCCGGGGCUCACGUUCUCUAACGAGCUGAUCUCGCGGGACGAGGCGCUACACACGGCCUUCGCCUGCCACCUGUACUCGAAGGAGCUCUCGAGGGAGAAGCGGCUGUCGGAAUCCGAGGUGGUGAAGAUCGUGAAGGACGCCGUCGACAUCGAGAUCGAGUUCGUGCGGGGUUCGUUGUGCGACCUGGCGGGGAUGAAUGCCGCCCUCAUGGGACAGUACGUGAAGUUCGUGGCGGACAGGCUGCUCGUGGAUCUGGGUCACGGGAAGGCGUACGACGUGCAGAAUCCGUUCGACUGGAUGGAAUUCAUAAGCGUCGAGUGCAAGACCUCCUUCUUCGAGUCCAGGGUCAGUAGCUACCAGAAGGCGGGAGUCAUGGAGAAGCUAGAGUCGAACGACGGGUUCGCAGACGACGAUUUCUGA